AUGGUUAAUAUUGAAUCAACAUCCAAUGCCAUCUGGUGGAUUAAAAAUCCGAAUGGAGCCAAGGCGGGCGGCACGGGGCAGGGGCGCAAGGAGUCGCUUGGGUCGACCUUUUGUCAGGAUAUCGCUGAAUUACUGCGCAAUAUAUCCUUGCAGGGUUAUAGCAAGCUGUUGGCAGCGGAAUUCACGCUGGCGGAGCGAUUAAUUUGGCUGCUGGUGCACACAGCCACGCUCAUUUCAAUGGUGGCUGUGCUCAUGCUCACCUGGGAGCACUUUGUUGCACAAUACUUUGUCAUCAAUCUGAAGGAUCCACUUUAUCCGGUUCAAAAUGUGCCAUUUCCGGCUGUGUCAAUAUGCUCCAACAAUCGCAUUUCCCUGCGGGCCGCCACUGCCUACGCUCUUGAGCUUCAGAGUAGCGAUCCAUCGCCUCGAGAGCUGAAGUAUUACCUGGACAAUCUGACAAAUCUGCGCAAACUGUAUAUGCUCGGCGACAAGGAGACGUUCAAUGAUGAUUAUGCAAACUUUCAAGCAUUUCUGGACAUCUUCGGCACCUGGAACAAUGAAACCUUCUUUAAUACGCGGCGUAUCAUGUAUAUGCUCUCACCCACGUGCUCGGAAUUUAUAAUAAAGUGCAGUCUGAACAAUCUGAAAAUCCCCUGCUUAGGCGAAAAUGCUUUUCAGAAAAAACUGACGAAGUAUGGUCCAUGCUGCAUUUUUAAUAGCAAUAACUGGCUUAAAAAGAGAAAUUUUACUUAUCGCUUGGCUGAUUCGUCUUUCGGACUGACAGUUGUCCUAAAUUCGAGUAAGGCGGACUAUUUGUCGCCAGUUUUGAAUACCGAUGGCUACAUUGUUAUAAUUCAUGAUGCGGAUAAUUUUCCGGCGGUAACAUCGUCAAAUUCAUUGGAAAUGUUUCCGGGACAAGGGGAAGAGAGUUAUCUGAGAAUUUUUGCGCGUGUAAUAGAUACCGAUAACAGUUUAUACUCAUUUUCCCCAUAUGGCCGUCGAUGUUAUUUCCAUACGGAAGCGAAUAUGCCACAGAUAGGCUCCAUUUAUACUUUCCCCAACUGCAUUACCAGAUGCCGCAUACGCAGCAUAAUUGCCCUAUGCAAGUGUCUGCCCUUCCAGAUGCCUCUGGAACUGGUGGAGAACUUAGACGGAGUGGUUUACUGUACGCUCGCCCAUGUGGCUUGCCUUUCCAAUUACCAAUUUAAAUGGAAUAAUGUACUGACCCAGAGACUUCGGAUUCCGGGCCUGGAGCGUGAGUCAGAGGAAGCCUUGUUCUGUCCGCAGUGCCUGCCCUCGUGCAACGAUGUUCAGUACAGUGUUUCUCUCAACGAGCUGCCAAUCGACACUUACCUGGCGAGCCUAUCACCUGACGAAGUCGACACUAGCCUGGGCACCGAGUUGUCCGUCCUGAGAGUGUUUUUUGGAAAGCCGAAUGCUAAUUACUAUAUGCGGCUGUUGAACAACGAAUGGUUUGAGAUCUUCAGUACCGUUGGCAAUAUUCUAUCAAUAUUUAUGGGAUUUUCAUUGGUGGCCAUUUUUGAGACGCUUUUCUUCAUUUGCAAGCACAUUUACUUGGGCUGUCAUCGUAUAUUGGAGCGCGGCAGAGCCAACAGCAAGGAGAAGAAGUUGGAUGCGACAAAACUAAAAAUAUAUCCAUGA
Messenger RNA from Drosophila arizonae, 1662 nucleotides. RefSeq names its product pickpocket protein 11. Gene Ontology annotation, cellular component: plasma membrane. NCBI's taxonomy places the organism in Eukaryota, Metazoa, Arthropoda, Insecta, Diptera, Drosophilidae. The record is from RefSeq and is a predicted model, not a curated record. Gene Ontology annotation, biological process: sodium ion transmembrane transport. Gene Ontology annotation, molecular function: ligand-gated sodium channel activity.